Messenger RNA from Ornithodoros turicata, 4531 nucleotides. Its product is annotated as mitochondrial sodium/calcium exchanger protein-like. Gene Ontology annotation, biological process: intracellular calcium ion homeostasis; transmembrane transport; monoatomic cation transport. NCBI's taxonomy places the organism in Eukaryota, Metazoa, Arthropoda, Arachnida, Ixodida, Argasidae. Gene Ontology annotation, molecular function: calcium:sodium antiporter activity. The transcript is spliced from 17 exons. Bases 179 to 2089 code for a protein of 636 amino acids. Gene Ontology annotation, cellular component: membrane. The record is from RefSeq and is a predicted model, not a curated record.
CCUUUAGAUACAUAAAGGAGGGUAAGACCGGGGUUCGUACUCACAACUGGUGUUGCCUCCAACCCAUGCAUCCACGAUUACUUGGACUCAAGUUCUAUACAGUUCCGUAUCGACCAGACCAGUUUUCGCAAGUGUCCUGUGCUUUGAGACCAAAGCUUAGAGUCUACAAUUCUCCAGAAUGGUGCCCACAGAUCCGCUCCAGCUUAUGGCUACGCCCUGCCGCGACGUGACGAACUGGAACCUGACUGACAAAUGCGAGUUUGUGCGCAUGGUACCAUCCUGUCAACCUAAUAUGGGUUACGUCAACUACCUGGAGCUCAUGUACUGCAUGUUGGGACCAGAGAACGUAACCUACACAGUUGGACUCAGUGUGGUGUGGCUAUUACUGCUGUUCGUCGCGCUAGGCGUAACGUCUGGAGAUUUUUUAACGCCUGCACUGUUCGUGAUCUCGAAGACCCUACGCAUGUCUCAAAACGUAGCAGGCGUCACUCUACUUGCUUUUGGCAACGGAUCGCCUGACAUAUUUUCCUCCCUUGCCGGUAUCAAACAGGGAUCCUACGAAAUGGUCAUCGGAGGACUCAUCGGCGGUGGAAUUUUUGUGACUACCGUAGUUGCCGGUUCCAUAUUUUUGACGCAACCAUUCAAGAUGGCCGGGAGACCUUUCUUGAGGGACUGUUUCUUCUACACCACAGCUGCAUCGUGGACGUUCUACUCCUUCUACAUGGGCUCUAUUUCACUGACGACCGCCGUUGGUUUCAUCUGCUUGUACUCCGCUUACAUCGUGCUCGUUGUCGUCAGCGGCUUCGUCUACCAAAGGUUCCUCAACAAUCAAAAGAAAGACGAUAACGAGAAACGUACUGACUGCAAAGCGGAGAAGCUGGAGAAAGGCUCUGCAGAGAAAAGACAACACUCGCUCUGCCGACGAAGGUCGGUUUAUGACAAAAAACUUGACAAACAACCAGGAGAGUCCGUAGUUGCUGUGAAGAGAGUGUUCAAGAAACGUCUCCUCUUCGACGAUCCUGAACGUAGCUAUGUCGUGCCAUUGGCGUUCCGUUACCUUAACGUUGAAGACAAUCCGACACCCGCUCAAGAACUAAACAACAACAAUGAAGCAGACCCAGAAGAAGGCGUCUACUACAUAAACCUCGGCAUGGACAGCAGGGAGGAGGAAGUUGACGUUGACACACUGGCGAUAACCGUGGACAGCCCACGUCGUGGCUCCAACCUGGAGAAGCUCCAUCUGCAGAAGAUUGAGAAGAAAUCGUCAUCCGUCUCGGAAAUUGUGCUUCUUGCCCUUGGUUUGGAUGACUGGUUUCAGCAGCCCAUCUCCAUCCGACUUAUGUGCAUUUUUAAGAGCCCUAUCUAUUUCAUACUGGCGAUCACAACCCCCGUGGUGGAUGUGGUGAAGCCAAAGAACAACUGGUGUCGUCCCCUCAACAGUUUGCAUUGCGUUACGGCCCCUGUUUUUGCCAGCCUUGCUUCUGGAUAUGGCCUCGAAAUGAUCAAUGGUGUGGUUCCUGUUUUCGUGCCUCUUGCUGCCGUGGGCGCGUUCUUCGGCCUCGUCGUGUUCUUUACAACGACUAAUGACGUCCCUCCAAGAUACCACUGGGCUUUCUCCUACGUUGGUUUCCUGGUUGGAGUAGUGUGGAUCUAUGUCAUUUCAAUGGAGAUUGUGGUCCUUCUACAGGCCGUUGGAAUGGUGUUCAACAUCAGUGAUGCCAUUCUCGGACUUACGAUCCUGGCCUGGGGAAAUGGGCUCUUGGAUUUCUUGGCGAACCUCAACAUUGCCAGGAAAGGCUUCCCUCGUAUGGGAAUUGCAGCUUGCUUUGGAACGCCUUGCCUUACCCUCCUUUUAGGUGUUGGAAUUCCGACGUUGAUUCAGCUUGCAGGAACAGGAAAUGUCUUGGUGCUUCACUACUCCAAGAUCAUCACUGUCCUUUUCUCCUCCCUUGCGGUGAGCCUUCUGUCAUCGGCGAUCACCAACGUAGUACUCCGGUUCAACACAAAGCGUUUCUACGGAGUGUACCUUCUUGCUUUGUACUUCACAUUCCUCGUCGUUGCUGUACUCGUGGAAUCAGAUUUCCUCUGAAUUUACCUCAUUUCGCAUGUACCAUGGUUAAGCAGCAACGGUAAAGCGUCUACGCGCUUUUGACAGCGGCACGAGUAAGUGACAUAUAACCAAUACGUAGAUUAAGCACACUGUUUUACCUGGUUUUGGUCAGAAAUGGUACUCUCCCGGACAUGUGGUCCUGCAAUGAGGUAAAAUACCAAAAUCACUGCAUGCCCGUUUUGUCGCUGCAAAAUGAUGACGUCUUUAGUGUUGGCAAACUUUCUAAAAACUCCCGACUGGUUGUGAGGACUAUAUGUUGCUACCGCAAGUGUGCCGCAAUGAUAAUAGCUAAGAAUUGCAAGUAACGAAAAACUUUAAUCAGUCUCGAUAAUGAAUAGCCACUGACACUAUGUAGUUUUCCGCUGCAUUGUUUUCCAAAAACUUUACAGCGAGCACAGAAUUCAUGGGAAAACACAAGACGAAUUUACCAUUGUUGCUGAAGCUGUUUGAAACCGUUUCCGAAUGUUCUCAGCAGCGAAGGCCAAUGUAAUUGUCAUUGCCAGGUUAGUGACAAGACGUAGUUGAGCUAACGUCAGCAAAUCUGAAAAUGAUCCUCUCGAAACCUAUCAAUCUUAGUUAUAGUCAGGGUGUCGAACGAAACCAGAACCUGAACCGAAAGCCGAAUUAACGGUUAUUUGUAGCCAAACCAAAACUCAACCUAUAAGCGAAACUAUUGGCGCCAUGCUGGAGCGGAACCGAAACUGCUAUCCCAACUGGCGCUAUUCAAUUUAAUCCCAGUGCUUUCCAGUUUUAUCCAAACUGUACUAUAUAUGUACAAUCGACAUAACUAAACACCUAUUGUACAAUGAUCUGUACGAUAUUGUAAAUGGUAAUUGGUCAUCGGCUCCGUAACGUUUUAAGAACAUACACUACGUCCCCUUCUACACUCUCUAAAGACACGAGUGGCGGUUGCGCUGUUUUUAAGCAGAAGGUAAGGUAAAGUAAUCGUGGUAGAUUGAUUGAUUGUAUGGAACAGAGAAUAGGUUACAUAAUGUAAUUGGAGUAGAUUCACACGUAGCAUGGCAUCGCUGUUUGGGUCGCUCAUGAUCAAUCACAACGCGUGAUGGAAGUCAUGCGUUACAGGCUGGUUGGCGCUAUUUGAAAGAAUGAAAGUUGUCUGCGAUUUGUUACGAAAGCAGAGCGUAUACGUUUUGCUUACAAUUAAAAUAUGCGGAAAGGUGUCAAAGAAGGGUACAGCCCCGUUCUCACGUAUUUUAACGCGUAUAAUUCUCGGCUGAUCUCUUCGUUCUUCGCCCCUCGUUAGUGACGCGCAUACAACCAAUUGACUGAACAGGGCUUUUCGUCUCUCUUCUUUCUUCCGCGAGAUCAGUGGCUUAAACAUGCACACCGAAUGCCUACGGGCCCUCUCCUUUAUCUGUGUCAGCAGCAACCUUGUAGAGUCAAUGCUCUAUAGUAUUUGGGACCCCGGUCUUGCUGGGAAUCCCAUAGAUCACUCACUGGUGACAGAUCGAUGGUGAAUCCCAUAGACCAUCUGUACUAGACUGCCUUCUAUGUAAACCCAUCCUUAAAAAAACAUGAGCAUUGAAAUCUUCUUGUCUCCAUUCACCACAAAAGUUAACACAGCAUAAAGAAAUGUAGGGCAGUAUAUGUACCAAUAACGCCUGCCGCGAUAUUCCGCUGCAGGCAAGUUUAUAGCUUUGAGCCGGUUCAUGAACAGAACCGUUUCGAAUUACGUGGCAUGAACCAUUAUAGAUGACUUCUCGAGCGGAACCGACAACGUUGUCGGUUCAAGUCUUUCGUUAUAGUUAAAUAAACAUAAUACAAGUUGAUUACUGUAAUGCAACCACGACGGUCACACGUUGGUAACGGGUACUGAAGCCCCAAUGUUAAUAAACUCAUCGUCAUUCACUGGCCGAUCAGCGUGUAUCCUGCUUAUAGGUCAGAAGACACAUCAAGUUGCCCCUUAGUCGAUGAAACGUUUCUGUGGUGUUUUUCAAGAUCUUGCGUAGACACUGCAUGAUAUACAGGAUGUUUGCUCUAACGUGUCCAUAAAUUAUAUUUAAAGCGAGUGGUACUUUUCUGCUACUUGAGUAAGAAACAGGUACUGCUUCCCUAGUAGCACCUGCGUCCUAGUCAAGUAGCUGAAAGUUAGCGCUCGUUUCUUUUUUAUCGCUCGCGUUAAAUAAACUUUCUGGACACGUUAGAGCAAACACCCUGUAUAAUGAUCAUUUAGUUGCACGAUGCAAGACCCCGCAACAUUAAAUGUCGUGUGUUUUUAUGCAGAGAGAUGCAAGGUGUAUUCUUAAUUUAGUUGUUGUAUGGUUCUGCCCUUUUUGUGAAAUUUUUCUGAGAAUGCUGUUUCUGGUAAUUGAACUUAAGUGUAUCCUUCGGGCUGGCGUUUCACUUUGUCAUUGUACUUAUUUAAUUCUUGUAUUGCCAAUAAACGUGAAUUAUUGACAA